Messenger RNA from Lathyrus sativus (Indian pea), 345 nucleotides. The record is from the annotation of a GenBank genome assembly. NCBI's taxonomy places the organism in Eukaryota, Viridiplantae, Streptophyta, Magnoliopsida, Fabales, Fabaceae.
AUGCCCGAUGGUUACUCUUCUAACUUAGCAAGAUGUGCUGAUGCAAAAACAAGAAAGCUACAUGGAAUGAAAAGUCAUGAUUGUCAUGUUUUUAUGGAACGAUUGCUUCCAAUUGCAUUCAGUUCACUUCCUAAGCAUGUUCUUAAUCCACUAAUUGAGAUUAGUCAAUUUUUUAAAGACAUUUGUGCGUCAACUUUACGAGUGGAUGACAUCUUUAAGUUGGACAAAAAUAUUCCCAUCAUUCUCUGCAAGUUAGAGCAAAUAUUUCCCCCUGGUUUCUUUGAUUCUAUGGAGCAUCUCCCUGUGCAUGUUGCUUACGAAGCUUACCUUGGUGGACCUGUUUAA